Messenger RNA from Chaetomium strumarium, 752 nucleotides. RefSeq lists its product as uncharacterized. Lineage: Eukaryota; Fungi; Ascomycota; Sordariomycetes; Sordariales; Chaetomiaceae. The transcript is spliced from 2 exons. The coding region runs from base 306 to 752 and encodes 148 amino acids. The record is from RefSeq and is a predicted model, not a curated record.
ACUUCGUAUUCGCCUGCCGUAGGACACCUGUUGGCCAAAUCAGCCAACGUCCUGCAUGGCUAGAUUUUGGAGCCGGUGAUGUCUGCAUCGUCAGAAGGCCUACCAUGAGGGUUCGAUUCCGGGCUUGGAAGCGUAUACGCACGGUCGGAUACGCGAAUGAAGGUAGCUCAGUGGCAGGGCAGGUAUAAAAUGGGCAAGAGCUGCACCGGGAUCGAAGCUCGAUUCGGAGAGUGCGACUGUCUAUAGCAACGGACACCACGAUCGCAACAAACCCAACUUGUCACCGAGAUCAAGAAACCGCAGUGAUGAAGUAUCUCGCCGCCCUCACAUCCGCCCUAGGGCUCCUCCUGACCAGCGCCUCCGCCAUCCCCCUAGAGGAGCGCGACGUCCAAACGGUCCACCUCAGCUUUCACGGCGGCCCAGUCCAGUACGACAUGGCCUUUCCCGCCGACGGCAACAUCUACCCAACCAACAACGACUUCUCCAUCAACAUAAUCGACGCCCCAGAUUACAACGCCUUCUCCCAGUGCCAAUUCCACACCCAGGGCGAGGCCACCUUCGCCAGCAGCAUCUCGCCGACCGGCGCCAACCAGAUCAUGGUCGGCCCGCCGCAGCCCAUCACUGGCGUCAGCUGCCAGGGCAUGUGUGUGCCGACGUACGGAGACUGCUACAUCAAUGGGCAGUGGGUCGGGCCGUGCUGCUCCGGAUUCUGCGCUGCGAAUAAGUGCCGGCCUUGGGUUAAUCCUUGGUGA